AUGCCCGCCUACCUCGUCUCGCGCGCCGCCGACCCGCUCCUCGGCCUCCUCACCGGCCUCUUCGCCUAUCGCCUCUGGGAGACGGACGCCAAGAACGCCCACCUGCGUCCCGAGGGACGCUCGCUCUACGCGCUCCUCGGCCGCUUCGCGCGCGGCGAGGCGCCGCCGCGCGAGCUGUACACGGGGCCCGCGGCGCGCGUGUAG
Molecule: messenger RNA, 204 nt
Organism: Tilletiopsis washingtonensis
Lineage: Eukaryota; Fungi; Basidiomycota; Exobasidiomycetes; Entylomatales
Exons: 2
Coding region: 1-204 (67 amino acids)
Biological process (GO): protein secretion
Source: RefSeq, a predicted model, not a curated record